GAACUUUGCCCCUGGAAUUGACUGUUCGAAAAGAGAGAGGGAAGAAGAAGGUAAUUGCCUGGUGGAAGUUGUGGGAAUGGCGGCAGUUACACAUUGUGUUAUUUAAUGUAACGAGACGACACUCAGUAAGAAGAAUUAAUAUUGUUUUGGUCGAUAACUGUAAGAACUCAGAAGUUUUCGUGUCAGUGACGCUAUUUUCGUCAGACAUAGACAUAGUUGAGCCCGCAGUCCGGACUGAACUACGCAACACUAAAUAAACUUAAUUUUUAACUUUUUAAUUUUUAACACACACUGCCUGCCCAGCAUAGUGGAAAUCGUCUUUAAUUUCUGAGCGUGUUCCUCUUCUGUGUACUACGUACAGCCUGUGUGUCUCCGAGCAAGCGAGCUGAUGUCCAGUAUUCCCCCAGUGUCAUUUAAGAGGUCACUGGUGAGAUGCAGAUCCGUGUUGUUGAUGCAGCUGCAAAUGCUGGGCCACAGGUUCCUGCUCACCUGCAGAGGAUCUUCAUCCCACAGCUGACUCUCAGCUCCAUCUGCACACACAAGUUUGUUAAAGGGAAAGUUAUUCAGAAGUGCCCUUUAGUGGACUUGGACAAAGAUAACUAUAUUUUGAAGACUGUGAUACAAGAACACAAACCGCAGCACGAUGUGCCCCCCGGACUCACAGACAUCAAUGUCAUCUUUUUUGGCAAACUGGCCAAGGAGUUCUUGGAGACCGUGCAGCAGGAGGAUGUGGUAGUCCUGACGGGGUUCACGAUCGGCAGGUCUCCCACCGCCAUUAAAGACGGCCUCCAUUCCUGUUAUCUGCAGCUAGCUGGAGGGGAAGCCCAUGUUUACGUGUUUCCAGGCUCUACCCCCACCCCUGGCCUCACGACCAGCACGUCCACCAACUCCACAGGGACGACUGUGUCCACCUCUGAGAACCCAAAGCCAAAGUACACCUAUACACCACUGAAGGACUUAAAACCUGGCAUGAUAGUCAACAUCUACGGCGUGGUGACCUUCUUUAAGCAGCCGUUUCGGACUAAAGGGACCGAUUACUGCUCCACUCUGAAGAUCACAGACGAAUCCAGUGUAAAGAUAGGCUGCUCCGUAUUCAGCGAGAAAGUGGAGGAACAUCCGAAAGUAUUCAAAAACGGCGACAUCAUUCGUCUGCACAGAGUGAAGGUGCAGUUUUUCAAUGGCUCUGUGAAUGUGGUGACGAGCCUCGGCUUCUCGGUCCUGACUUUCGAUGGCAGUGUGGGCACCCCCAUCGUUCCCUGCACCUCGAGCAGAAACUUCCACUUCUCAGAGCAGGACAAGCAGACUGUGGAGAGGUUACGCCAGUGGGCCACCAACCAGGCCCUCUUGGCAGCCCCAUCGACUGUGCAGCUAGCCCACGUCCAGCCCAGCAUGUACUUUGACCUCACGUGUCAGCUCCUGGCCAAGGCCAAGAUGGAUGGCAGCUGCACUUUACUGAAGGUGUGGGAUGGGACCAGGUGUGCCCACCCUCUCUUGAAUGUAUUUGUGAAGCCAGAGGCCCUUGAAGGCAGUGUGAACGUGGCCAGCGGCACAGACCUCGUGGCAAAUGUUCUGGUCUACGACAACCAUGUGGAGGUGGCCCAGGAGCUGAAGCCAGGGACCUUCCUGCGCAUCUACAACCUGCACGCCAUCCUGCAGACCACCUCUACGACGCCCAGCCACCUGUGUUUCCACUUGCAUGGGGGCACCUCGUAUGGCCGGGGGCUGCGUGUUCUGCCCAAGGACAGUUUGGACCUGCAGCAGCUCCAUAGAACACUGGAGCUGGUGACCACCUCCUGUGAGGAGGCCUUAGAUGACCCCGUGGACAUUUGGAGCACGCCUCCAGAGAGUUUAAAUGCUCUUCUGGAUGAGAAAGAAACGGCUGCAGUUCGGACAUGUGAUCAUACCCUGGAGCAGGUACCGCUGUCCAACGUGAAGAGCUGCACUCCUCCACGCCUGUUUCACGUACGCGCCCAGGUCAGGAGUUUUCAGCCACGUAGACUGUACCAGGCCCUGAAGCUCCGCUGUCCACACUGCAGAGCCCUGUUUGACAUUCCAGACGAUGAGGCCCUAGCAUCCGUGUUUCAGAAGGCAAUUCGUGGGGUGCGCUUCGGCAGCCUAUCGUGGGCCGCCACUGGCUUCCUAGACUCCAGCGAAACUGGCCGGAAAAUUGCCAUUCACCUACCCAAUUGGGACAAGGAGGAGCUGAUCUUUCUGGAGGGAGCAACGCUGGAAGAAGUGUGCUGCAUUUCGAAGAACCUGAGCAACAUCGUCCCUGUGAGGUCGUGUGGGGAGAGCAUGGUCCCAAUGGACCUGUCUGUUCCCUUCCUGUUUCAGGGAAAGAAGCGCCACUAUGGGUGCAGAGAUUGUUCCAGCGUAAGACAUCUGGAGGACUUCACAUGCGAAGAAGACGAAUGGAAUGCAAAGCCCAUUUCAGAGGUUCUGGGGAUCCAGCCGCUGCAGUAUGCUCUGCUGAUGAAGAUGGAGCUGGAGGAUGAGAGCGGCUCUCUGGAGACCCUGCUCUGGGAUGAUGCUGAGAAGUUCUUCCAAGUUACUGCUGCCGAUGUCGCUGUCAGUCAGGAGCUCCAGAAUAAGAUCCAGUGGACAAUGAACAGACUGUGUCCGCCAGGGAGCACUAUAGCGGAGCGCCCCUGGCUAGAGCUCUGCAUUGCGGUCUACACUGUGGAGGAAGGUGGCCGCAGCACUGUUUGUUACCAAGUGCUCAACACGGAGAGCACAGGCCCCCACGUGACUCCCGCUCAGGAGUAGCAGCUUGGAGUGACGCUCGCACAUCCAGUGCUGUCCUAUAUCUUCAGCAGUACUGCGCGCUGUGAUUGCUUCAGUCCAGCUUGUAUUUUUGUAAACGCAAAGUUUAUUUUGUUAAUAAAUCACAAAUGACUG
This is a messenger RNA of Scleropages formosus (Asian bonytongue), 2898 nucleotides long. RefSeq names its product protection of telomeres 1 homolog (gene pot1). The transcript is spliced from 21 exons. Gene Ontology annotation, molecular function: G-rich strand telomeric DNA binding; telomerase inhibitor activity. NCBI's taxonomy places the organism in Eukaryota, Metazoa, Chordata, Actinopteri, Osteoglossiformes, Osteoglossidae. Gene Ontology annotation, cellular component: chromosome, telomeric region; nuclear telomere cap complex. The record is from RefSeq and is a predicted model, not a curated record. Gene Ontology annotation, biological process: regulation of telomere maintenance via telomerase; telomere capping. Bases 433 to 2766 code for a protein of 777 amino acids.